Molecule: messenger RNA, 564 nt
Organism: Ipomoea nil (Japanese morning glory)
Lineage: Eukaryota; Viridiplantae; Streptophyta; Magnoliopsida; Solanales; Convolvulaceae
Product: (R)-specific enoyl-CoA hydratase-like
Exons: 3
Coding region: 16-456 (146 amino acids)
Source: RefSeq, a predicted model, not a curated record
CGAGUUAAUUGAACAAUGCUGGUUAAACUUGCGUUUUGGAGUUACAUUUCCACUUCCGGCUUCUCUUCGUUGGCAGCUACGAAUUUGCUUAAAUGCGGGGAUGUUUUGAAGCAAGCUCGGGUGUUUACGGAAGCAGAUGUUGUUGAAUACUCGAAGCUGAGCCAUGAUACCAACCCCUUGCAUUUUGACUCAGAAUGUGCCAAGCUUGCCGGAUUCAGUGACAGGCUUGUUCCUGGAAUGCUGGUCGCUUCCUUAUUCCCAAGAACCAUCGCUUCAAAUUUUCCGGGAGCUGUAUAUGUUUCGCAAACGUUGCAGUUCAAGUUGCCGGUGUACAUUGGAGAGGAGAUAGUUGGUGAAAUAUGUGCAACAAAUAUCAAGGAUCUAAAAGCAAAACAUGUGGUCAAAUUUUCCACCAAAUGCUUCAAACGUGAUGGCGCGCUUGUUAUUGAUGGCUAGGCCACAGCCAUCCUGCGGAGUCUGAACAAAGAACCAGCUCGGUGGUCGAGCUGAAGAACAAAAAAUUAUUCCCUGUUUAAUGGUCAAAAUGCAUGAUUUUGGUGUACU